GCCAUGAGCAACCUGAAGUGGAUGCAGAGCCACAAGUGGGACUUCACGUGGAUGGCCAUAUCUUUCUCCAUGCGCGGCCACAUAUAUGCGGCGACCAACACCAGCGGCGGGAAGAAUGCAGACGACCUGUUCCGCCCGUGCAAAGACUUCAGUGGCACCCGCCUCAUGUACAACGUCCAACCACAGAUGCGCUGCCCCUCUUCCUACGGAUGGACGUACGGUUUUCGGGACGACGUGGUCGGCGAGUAUAACUACGACGCUGUCGAGGGCCUGACGAUGGUGUUCGACUCCGAAAUAUUAAUGAGAAAAAAGAUAUGUGAGGCGAAGGCCGCUUAUCCGGACGUCCCCUUCGGCAUCGCCGCCUACGACGUCGAAUACGACUCCAAUGCCGCGGACUGUCCAACUAUGCAGAUCGGCUUCGGUGCCUUCAGGCGUCUGAAGGCGCUGCAGCGGCUGAACGAGUUUAUUGACAAAGAAUUCAAAGACGCCUCCUACCUGCAAAAGUGCCUAGACGUGCCCGUCUCGUGAGAAGACGCUUCCUUUCGCCACAACGACUUCGCCUGUCGCUCGUAACUUGUGCGACUUACCAAAA
Dermacentor andersoni is the source of this 592-nucleotide messenger RNA. RefSeq lists its product as uncharacterized. NCBI's taxonomy places the organism in Eukaryota, Metazoa, Arthropoda, Arachnida, Ixodida, Ixodidae. The record is from RefSeq and is a predicted model, not a curated record.